This is a messenger RNA of Sodiomyces alkalinus F11, 1455 nucleotides long. RefSeq names its product serine hydroxymethyltransferase. Gene Ontology annotation, cellular component: cytoplasm. Lineage: Eukaryota; Fungi; Ascomycota; Sordariomycetes; Glomerellales; Plectosphaerellaceae. The transcript has 4 exons. The coding region runs from base 1 to 1455 and encodes 484 amino acids. Gene Ontology annotation, biological process: folic acid metabolic process; L-serine catabolic process; tetrahydrofolate interconversion. The record is from RefSeq and is a predicted model, not a curated record. Gene Ontology annotation, molecular function: zinc ion binding; cobalt ion binding; glycine hydroxymethyltransferase activity.
AUGGCUUCCAAUGGCGCGUCCUACGCCCUCAGCAACUCCCACAAGGAGAUGCUCGAGAAGUCCCUUCUUGACUCCGACCCGGAGGUUGCUGAGAUUAUGAAAGAUGAGAUUCAGCGCCAGCGCGAGUCUAUCAUCCUCAUCGCCUCCGAGAAUGUGACUUCCCGCGCCGUCUUCGACGCCCUUGGUUCUCCCAUGUCCAACAAGUACUCCGAGGGCUACCCUGGCGCUCGUUACUACGGUGGCAACCAGCACAUUGACCAGAUCGAAAAGCUUUGCCAGAGGCGUGCUCUCCAGACAUUCAACCUCGACCCGAGCAAGUGGGGUGUCAAUGUCCAGUGCCUAAGUGGUAGCCCUGCCAACCUGCAGGUAUACCAGGCCAUCAUGCCCGUCCAUGGCCGUCUCAUGGGUCUCGACCUCCCUCACGGUGGCCAUUUGAGCCACGGCUACCAGACCCCGCAGCGGAAGAUUUCCGCCAUCUCCACUUACUUUGAGACGAUGCCCUACCGGGUAGAUCUCGAGACCGGCAUCAUCGACUAUGACAUGCUCCAGAAGAACGCCAUCCUCUUCCGGCCGAAGGUUCUAGUCGCCGGUACCUCUGCGUACUGCCGUCUCAUUGACUAUGGCCGGAUGCGUAAGAUCGCCGACUCGGUCGGUGCCUACCUUGUCGUUGACAUGGCCCACAUCUCCGGCCUCAUCGCUGCCGGUGUCAUCCCCUCGCCCUUCGAGUACGCCGACAUCGUCACCACUACCACCCACAAGUCGCUCCGCGGACCUCGCGGCGCUAUGAUCUUCUUCCGCAAGGGUGUUCGCUCCGUCGACCCCAAGACUGGCAAGGAGACCCUGUAUGAUCUCGAGGACCCCAUCAACUUCUCCGUCUUCCCCGGCCACCAGGGCGGUCCCCACAACCACACCAUUACUGCCCUGGCCGUUGCGCUCAAGCAGGCCUCUUCGCCCGAGUUCAAGGCCUACCAGCAGAAGGUCGUGGACAAUGCCAAGGCCCUUGAGAGCAAGUUCAAGGCCCUCGGCCACAAGCUCGUCGCCGACGGCACCGACAGCCACAUGGUCCUCCUCGACCUCCGCCAGCACAGCCUGGAUGGCGCUCGUGUCGAGGCCGUUCUCGAGCAGAUCAACAUUGCCUGCAACAAGAACGCCAUCCCCGGCGACAAGAGCGCGCUUACCCCGUGCGGUAUUCGCAUUGGCACCCCCGCCAUGACCUCCCGCGGCUUUGGUGAGGCCGACUUCGACCGCGUCGCGGGCUAUAUCGAUGAGAGCAUCAAGAUCUGCAAGGAGGUCCAGGCCUCUCUUCCCAAGGAGGCCAACAAGCUCAAGGACUUCAAGGCCAAGGUCGCCGGCGGCGAGGUUGCGAAGAUCAACGAGCUGCGCCAGGAGGUUGCCGAAUGGUGCAAGGACUUCCCCCUGCCCGUCGAGGGCUGGCGCAUGGAUGCUGGUCUGUAA